Messenger RNA from Angiostrongylus costaricensis, 1026 nucleotides. NCBI's taxonomy places the organism in Eukaryota, Metazoa, Nematoda, Chromadorea, Rhabditida, Metastrongylidae. The record is from the annotation of a GenBank genome assembly.
AUGUCGCUCUUUAACCGGUUGUUCCGUGGAAAGAAGUCUAACAAAGAAAAUGAGCAGCCUACAGAAUUGGAUCGUGAAAUGGCUUAUCGACGUUCGUUACGUACGUCGUCUUCUGGUCGUGGAACCCUGAAAGGAGACCGGGCUCGAUUUCAUGACGAUAUUCCUGCUACUGCUCCUUACCAUACAGUGACUGCCCCACGUCUUCACAAGGGACCCAUGAGUUGUCCGGGAGGGUAUAAAGAGAGCUAUCGUAGCGAAGCUAUGGACAGGGCAACAUGGGAUACGUCUGAAUAUGGAAGUGGUGAUCCGUCACCUCUUGGCAAUUAUCAACGAAAUUCGCACUAUAACGAGGAUUUGGAGGAGUCUGAUGAUCAGGAAUGGAAUAUGCACGACAAAUUAAUGCAGUUGGACAACAACUGUAGGAGGUUUAUGCGAAAAUACAAGCAUGCGGAGGAGCGCCAUAUGUACUACAAGGCGGAGUGGAAAAAGAUCUACAAAGCCAAGGAAGAAUCGGAAAAUGAAUUGGCUCACUAUCGAUUCGGACAUUUAUCGGGAACAAACGCGUAUCAUUUCGGAAUGCCUUUGUCUUCCCAUGCUCAGAACAGGAGUUCAAUGAUUCCGUCACUGCCACCGCUGCCAAGCAGUACGGCCACUCCAUCUACCAGUGCUGUCGAAUCUAUCACCGGUGCAGGCGAAGCUCUCACGGAACAGUCUGACCUGUCAAUGCUUCGACCGUUGCAUUUCGAUUCAUCGUUCACUGCACGCCCGAUGAUCGACGACGUCGAUGAAACCAAGAACUUCAGGGCUUUAGCUGUAGAUGACAACGAGAGUUUUCUCUCAGGUGUAGAGGCACCCCGCGAUAUCCAGACUGACAAGGUCGCUAAUCGAACUGCUCAUGAGGACGUGAUGCUUGAUGACGGGUAUGGGACCACAACAGAUAAUACGACAAAUAAAGGUGCUGACGGCAUCUCCUGUAAGAAAUCUGAGGGCGCAGGUAGUGCUGAGAUCAAAACUCAUCAGGACUGA